This is a messenger RNA of Capsaspora owczarzaki ATCC 30864, 1692 nucleotides long. RefSeq lists its product as hypothetical. The transcript has 5 exons. The record is from RefSeq and is a predicted model, not a curated record. Lineage: Eukaryota; Filasterea; Ministeriida; Capsasporidae. The coding region runs from base 1 to 1692 and encodes 563 amino acids.
AUGAUCCGCGAUUCGCUCCGUGGCCUGAUCACAUUGGAGCGAAAGCAACCAAAAAACGCCCGCUACACACGACAGAAGGAAACCUCCUCCUCCAUCGAGGCGCUGCUGAAGAAACGGAUGAAAAAGAUACUCGCAAACGACACCGAUCCACUUGAGCAUCGGUCGUUUCUUGCUGCCACAAUCCCUGGUACUGGGAACUCGGGUCUGUGCGACGCGUUUGUGCAUCAAAUUGCCCCGGAAGCUCAUCGUUACAGAGAAAACGAUCCGUUGUGCUUAUCCGUCUCUUUCGACGGUCCUUCCGGUUUCGACUCUGCGAACGACUGGACAGUUCUCAAGCAAGCCAAUCCGGAGCACGCUCUGUCGACUCGCCUGCUGGCUGCCUACUUUGAAAUUCCCCCGAGGUUUUUUCAGGACAACUUUGAACAAACUGGCAGCUUCCAGGUCGCUGCUACGCUCCAGUUCAUCCAAGAGUUUGGAUUGCUUGGCUGUUCGAGCUGGCACAACGCUCAACGUCAACGUCGGCUGCUGGACAAGACUCUCGCGUCACUCAAGGCUGCCGUUAAGCGCACCGCAGCGCGACUCUUUGUGCUUUACGCUGGCACUUUGUCCGAUGACCUCACCACUGGCCUGAUUGAGUCGCUCCACUCUCAAACCUCUGCUUCAAGCAAAUACAACGUGGAUGAGGAGGAGGUGCCUGAACCCAAGCGCGAGGAUGCAAACCUCGAGAGCCAGUUGCAUCCUUCCGGUGGCAUACCAUGCCACAUUGAGAAGGUUCUUGGUGUGAUGGCAAGUGGCGCGGCGGCUACACUCUGUCUGAAUGCCCGCAAGUUUAUCGAACUCGUGCACUUCUGUGCGUUCGACGCGUUCUCGAUCAAUCCUUCAAGUCUGGAUGCCCGAACUCGCUCUUGGAUUAACACAGGAUGUGCCUUCGUCGAUCUUCUUUCGGGUGACGCUCCACUAAGACGUGACACGCUCGCACAAACGGUGCGCUCGGCCUACGGCCAUGUCGCCGACCUUCAGCGCAAGAUGGAGCAUCAUUUCACGCAGCGUUAUCUUCCUGCAGUUGAGUGGGAGCAUACUGUGGGCAUCCUUUUCAACUUGCGAUUGACUGUACUUGUCGCCAAAGCACUGCUGGAUCAUGCUGACGCUUCGAAGCAGCUUGACGCUUCAAAACAGCUUGACGCAUCAGACCAGACUGGUGCACCACAGCUGCCGGCUCACAUUGAUGUACCGCUGAGUCGGGUGCUACCUGGCGUCAAGUUUGGUGCGGGAUGUGAGGGACUCCAACUUCGAUUGCCGCUGAGCAAUUGGAGGGAAGACCUGACGUGCAUGAUGAAGCUCGACAAUGCUGAAUGUACAUUCGCAACUCACAUUGAACCGGCGAUUGACUGGUACAUGCAUGCUCAAGUCGUCGAGAAAACCAGCGGCAAAGUGCGUCCGGCAGUCAUUGGACUGCAAGUAAAGCAUCACAAGUCUCUUCGUCUCACCACCCAAGACGAGAUUGAGAGACUGGAAACAAAUGCUCGGAGGGAACUCGCCCGAAAGUAUGUCAUGGAAGAAGGCACUGUGAUUCUUGUCGGAGUCAUGUUGACGUCUCGAGUGACGAUUGCAAAUCCGCCGCCGCUUUCGUGGGUGAUGCACCGCGGCGACCUGGAGCAAUUCGCUCAAGGCUUCCAGAUGACAGUUCCUUGA